Molecule: messenger RNA, 2236 nt
Organism: Haliotis rubra (blacklip abalone)
Lineage: Eukaryota; Metazoa; Mollusca; Gastropoda; Lepetellida; Haliotidae
Product: A disintegrin and metalloproteinase with thrombospondin motifs adt-1-like
Exons: 7
Coding region: 116-1420 (434 amino acids)
Source: RefSeq, a predicted model, not a curated record
UGUAAAUUUGUCAUUUCCAUAUAUUCAACACUUUGAUAAUACAGCAAACAUUUGGGUACAGCCCUGCAGCCCAGACACUCGGAGGUCGGAGUCGUCAGAUAUUCAAUGUCCUGAGAUGGGUCUGGUGAAGGUGUGCAUCGCCAUGGUGCUGCCUCUGGUGGUGCACUGUGUGUGUGAACCCGGGAUUCAGGCCUGUGAGUGGGAGUCUUGGGGUGUGUGGAGCUCCUGCACCAGAACAUGUGCUGGGCUGAGAACCAGAACACGGAAGAUGUGCUGUGGAGUUCAUGUUCCAGACUGUAUCGGUAAAUGCCACCGACCAAACACGUCUGUGGAGACACAGCCAUGUGCGACACACUGCCCCAAUGGUGGAAGCUACAUUGAUGGAUACUGUCACUGUCCUCCUCUCAGAUAUGGAAUUUGUUGUGAACGAGACGAGACGGCUCCGUCUGGUGACUGUGCCCGACACUGCACGUGGAUUAACUGGUUCUCAUGGGGAAACUGCAGCACAAACUGUGGCUGUGCAACACGAACCAGGAAAAGAUGGCGCUGUUGUCAAAGGGGGUUGAACAGUACUGAGUGUACAGCUGAUUGCAACUUCCGGGACAAGAGCACUGAAGAGAGAGUCUGCACUAAACACUGCACCGGGAAUGACCAGAGUCAGACUUGCCAACUAUGUUCCUGGAACAACUGGCAAUCAUGGAACAGUUGCAGCCAGACGUGUGGAGGAGGACAAAGGUCAAGGUCACGGUCACCUUGUUGCUGUGAAGGCCAAUCCAAUAAGGACUGUCUGUUUGACUGCCAGUUGUCGGAGAACGACUCAGUUCAAUCCGAGAACUGCAGUGAAGUUUGUUUCAACAACGGAAGCUUCUCAAGCAGCAUCUGCCACUGUGGACAAGGCUAUUCUGGACCUUGCUGCACUGAUGAGGUAACUGAUGGCAAGUGUACAAAAUGCACCUUGGGGAUGUGGGGACGGUGGGGAUCUUGCAAUGACUCUAAGAACGGGGAGGUAACGAGAAGGCGAUCCCUCUGCUGUCGUGUGGGGCAGAAGGAGAACGAGUGUGACGCCCAGUGUAAGCGAGAGAGACAUGGAACUGUCGACGUGAAACAAUGUGACCUUUUUAUAGUGAAAGUUUCAGAUUCAACCCAACUUCACUUUAUGUACACCAUCAUCGCCUCUGUCGCAUCCGUUGUCUUCACGUCGCUUGUCUGGACUGCUGCUUAUUGCAUCAGGAACAGGAAGUGCAGGGGGCCACCAGGCCAGCAGGGAUCAUGUGAUGUCAACAGUCCAGCUGAAAUGGACAUCUAUCCCAGUCUACAAGCUGAUCGGAGAGACGUAGCUCGUAACGUCAACCAGAAUACAUGCUGUGACAGUGAUGCAUGUGAGCCCGUGUAUGAAAGACCACAAGACCUGUUUAUGUAAUGUGCCCAUGUUGGUGUCCCCUGCCGUGACAUAGCUUGGAUGUUGCUAAAGGCGACGUAAAUCUCAACUUGCUCACUCACUCACUUUUAUGUAAUGCCGACUAUUUUUUCGGUUAAACGUUCGGUUAUAACUUGUUAAACAUUUAUCAAUCACAACACGGCUCGGAUCAGAAUAUGGAGGUUUUGAAGGUUUUCGCCGCCGUUGUUCAAAUCCCAAUUGCGUAGAGUGAUGUUGCUCAUUGGAAUGUCUGGUCCAGAUUCGAUUAUAAACAGACCACCGCCUAUAGCUGGACUAUUGCUGAGUGUGGCGCUAAACGAGCAACAGACCAUUUUCCGUAAGAAAUCUCUGCUAAAAGCAGGACGUGAUGUACAAUUCCGACAGUGUCUUGAGCCACACGUUGGCAUGAGGUAGCCAGAAUGAACUUCUGUCAUAGCACACAUGUGGAAAGUCUUCUUCGCCUCAAGGGUUAUGUUGUCUCAAUACAGAUUGUGUCAAUGUGUUUGUCAUGUUUUCGUUUUGGGUAUGAUAAUAGUACCAAAAGGAGGUUCAGUGGUUAGAUAUAAUUAUUGUGGACCUUUCUUGACACCGAACCACGUGGAAGUUCAUAGAUGAUGUUUAGUACUUCAGAAUGCUUUGGGACGAUGCAUAUCCGUUGUUAGGAACAAACAGUGUAAUUUUGGGGUAGUUGCGAGGUAAGUACUAUGAACCGUUUUCAAAGGGAGGUUACUCUAGUCUGUGCAACUUCGUGUGUGUUUAGACUGUCCGGUCAAGUUGUUUCGUAACAUGACUACAAAAUAAAGGCCGCUGUGAAAAGCU